This is a messenger RNA of Drechmeria coniospora, 1284 nucleotides long. Its product is annotated as putative nuclear pore protein. Gene Ontology annotation, cellular component: nuclear pore outer ring; Seh1-associated complex. The record is from RefSeq and is a predicted model, not a curated record. Gene Ontology annotation, molecular function: structural molecule activity; protein binding. Gene Ontology annotation, biological process: cellular response to amino acid starvation; positive regulation of TORC1 signaling. The coding region runs from base 1 to 1284 and encodes 427 amino acids. The transcript is spliced from 2 exons. Lineage: Eukaryota; Fungi; Ascomycota; Sordariomycetes; Hypocreales; Ophiocordycipitaceae.
AUGACGGCCCCGCUGCCGCACUCGCCGCCCAUCGACGACAAAUCCCCCUUCGAGCUCAACCUUCAACACGGCCACAGGGACCUCGUCCAAGCGGUCGCCUUCAACACCUACGGCGACCGAUGCGCAACCGGUUCCGUCGACGGCCGCAUUCGCGUCUUCAACCGGCACAAGGACGGCGUCUGGCGCCUGUGCGACACUUGGACCGCCCACGGUGGCGAAGUUCUCGAGCUGCAAUGGCUGCCUUCCACCAUAUACCCCAACCUCGUCGCCUCCCUCGGCAUCGAAGGUUGGUUCAGGCUCUGGGCCGAGAACCCCUCGGCCCCCCCGGGGCGCCGCUUCUGCUCCGGCCGCUCCGUCACCGGUCGCCCUGCCUUCGACACCCGCUCGAGCCGGGCGCCGUACCGGUCCUUUUCCAUGAAGCACAACGAGGAGACGAGGCAGACGCACCUCGCCCUGCUCGCCACCGACGGCCGCCUGACCAUCUACGAGAAUGACCAGCCCGAGAACCUGUCCGAGUACACGUCCAUCGACGAGUUCUCCGUCGGCCCGAAGCCGAGCCGCGGCGAGGAGGUCUCCUAUCGGGUCCGCUUCGACCCGAACCCGGAGCCGUGCUACGCCGCCCUGCGCGCGGGCGUCACCUCGGAUGCCCUCGGCCUCGUCGUCGCCGCCAUGGAUGUCGUCAAGGUCUACAGGUCGCGCGACGUCGUCACCACCUCGUACGGCGUCUCCUCCACCCAGAAGGAAUUUUACCUCGCCGUGGAGAUUCCCGGCCACCGCGGCCUCGUCCGAGACGUCGUCUGGGCGCCGGGGAACAUCAGGGGCUACGACAUGGUUGCCACCGCCUGCCAGGACGGCUACGCCCGCGUUUUCCGCCUCGACACCCCGUACUCGGACGCCGACGGCAAGUCCUGGUCGGCCGCCGACCUCCUCAAGCCCGCCGUCGUCCCGCCCGCCAAGGACGGCUUGGUCGGCCAGGACGACGACGAGAAGCAGCACCAGCACCAGCACCCCUCGACCCUGAGCGCCAGUCUCGCCAAGUCGGGCGCCCAGACCGAACGCCAGUGGACCGGCCAGCCGGGACAGGUCGAGCACGUCUUCCGGGAGAUCUCGCGCCUCGACAGCCACCGUACGCCCGUCUGGCGCGUGGGCUUCGACGAUGACGGCCAGAUCCUAGGCAGCACCGGCGAUGACGGCCGCCUGCUCUGCUAUCGCCAGACGCCCGAUGGUGCCUGGGCCAAGAGCUCCGAGCUGGUCAUGAUGAAGGCUCGAAUGGCGGCCCCUUGA